AUGUGGUCCGGCCUUGGAUUCUCUGUACUCUGCCUGGUGCUCUGCGUCGUCAUUCAUGGUGCAAGUAAGUUGGAAUUGCUCUUGUUUGGACUUUUUUGCUACUAAAAAUUAUUUUUGAAACCCCUAGGCAGUUAAUUUUGCAAUUUUUGCGGCUUUGAAUUUCGCACUGUGCAAUCUUUUACAAAUUUUUUUCGCACCAUGCGGAAAAUUUUUUCAGUCAUUUUUCUGCACAAUGCAAUAUUUUUCUGUCUCCGCACUGUGCAAAAUCGACUUUUUGCGGCUGCACCGUGCGAAAACCAGUCCUCCGCGGAUUGCACCGUGCAAAUGCAAAAGUUUGUCGCAGCGAUUUUUUCAUGCACUGUGCAGUCCAUUGCCGCCAAUUUGCGAUGCAAAAAGCACAGUGCGCUUCUCUUGGUCUGCCCCUGCACUGUGCAAAAAAAGUUUUCAAUCGCCGCACAGUGCAAUCUCGAAUCUCGUCUGUUAGGAAAAUAAUGUGGAUUUUUAAAAUCUCGCGCAUCGUCGUCGUUGUUCACCAAAUUUCCAGCCGCGGCUAGCCGUUUCGCAAAACUAUGAGAGCCGAUUCCAAGCCGCGACGAAUCCACAUUAUUUUCCCGACAGACUGAUAUAAUAUGUUUUGUGAUUUCUCGGAAUCUCCAGACGACUGAUCAAAAAUCUGAGACUUCGAAUACUCCAGGCAAAACUACGCAAUUCUAAUUACCCGGAGGCUCAUUACAUCGGGUUUUAAGGGGGUUUUCCGGGAAGCUUCAAAUUGUUUAUUGGAAUAAAAAUAGAUUUCAAGAAUUUUGAGAGGGAUUUCUGACCCUUCUGAUGUUUUCAUUGUAUUCUGGGAAAGUCUAUAUUGUACAUACUAGACAUCAAAUUUUGACAUUUAUUUUCUCACUGUAUUGUGAGAUUUUUAACUUUUUCCUACUGUAUUUUGAUAUUUUUUUAUGUUUUCUUACUGUAGUUUCUCUACAAGUCAAAUUGAUUGAGGGCUUUGAGUAAUUUUACAGUCAGUUAUAGCCAUUGUCUUACUGUAAUUUUCAGUUUGUAGCCUUUAUUAUUUUCAACCUUACAUCCAGUUGUAAUUAUAAUUGUUCUCACGCUCGCAGACAGAAGUCUUUCUCAUGACUAAUUGAAUGCAAUUUUAAGAAACUAAUCAAAAUCCCUUAAUUAAUUUCAUUUGUGACGCACCCUCACGUUUUCGCCUUUUGGCAUAUUGUAGCGUAUUGGUAAACACAAGCCGGAUAUAUGGCAAACCCACGUUUUCAAUUACCCUUAUUUUUUAUAUCGAAAUUUAAUUGGAGCGCACAGUGCGAAAAAUAGCCGCGUUUUGUCCCGCGCACUGUGCACUUGUUCUUUGAGCAAUUAGAAAUAAUAUCUUAUUAUAGAUGCAGCCACGAUUUUUACCGUAGGUGUUUGGCAUGCCGGAAAGUAACGUGGGAUAACAGGAAAUGCUGAUGCAAAGAUCGUAGCAUCCGGAAAUUGCGUAGAAGAAAAUAUUGCACAGUGCAAUAUAAAGUAAUGGGGAAUGUGCAUAGGAAACGGCUUGUAGACAAAGUAUUAGGUAUUUAUAUCUAUUAGUUUUCUUCUAUAGACCACAUGAUAUUUGUUUUAGCCCGUUAUUUUACACACAGCCUAAGAAUUUUCAAUUUUGUUAUCUUGCACUGUGCAGUAAAACAUCCCCCAAUUUAUGGCCGCACUAUAGGUUGUAAAUGGCAAAUGGCAUAGCAGAAUUAAGUCUCGUGGUAUAAUAAAUCAUUCUAAUUGCUUUUGUCAUUAUGCAAUUUCCGUACAGUGCGGAAAUUAUUGCUUCUCUAAGUUGCGCAGUGCGGUCAAACUUGAAGUUUUUGCACGGUGCAAACUCAUGUUUUCUACAAAUUUUCUCUUACUGUAGCUAUUUAAUUGCCCUCUUCUUACCCUCUGCUUCGGUCAUUCUUUCGUAUGAGGUCUAUUGUCUGACGACAUUCGCUAAUUUCUACAGUAAUAUACGUCUGCUCUUGUAAGACUUCCAAUCCCCAUUUUUCGCACACUCCCGUUGCUCACAGGAUUUCCAGACAUUGUUCGUAUCCUCCAUUUUUGAUGGGAGUUCAUCCCCGAUUAGCCGGAAAAGUAUGCAAAGAACAGCUUCGUCCAAAUGUCGGCGCGGGGUUAAUACGGGCGCAGAUUAGUUGGUUUCGAGGGUCUUUAAGGGGGUUGUAUCCCAGAAAAAUUGGAUAUAUGAUGGUUCAGACAUAUUAAGCCGUGGUUUAGCGAUAUCAUUGGGGGUUUUGAAUUCCGGUGGGAUUAGUUAUAUUACAGUAGACAUUAACGUAUAGAUUUGGGAUUUUUGGCUAUUCUGCAGCAAGUAGAUGACUGUUUUGUAACUAAACAGCCUUAUUAGCUCAUAAACUUUUCAAAAAUAGCAAUUUGCCCUUAGGGUUUUUUCAAAAUUUUCAAAAAAUCUCAAAAUUUCAAAAAUUCUUAUUUUGAUGGAUGCACCAACUACAUCAUCAAAAUCACCUUGCAUACUCUCUGUACAUCAUAUUUCCAACAUUAAAGCCGUAUCAGUAACACGCACUUUUCUUAAAAUUCCACUAGACUUGUUUAUCCGCCAUUUUGAACUCUGACGUACGGUGCAAUUGCUAAAAUUUCCGUUUCGUGAUUUUACACUUUUUUGCGACGCACUGGCCAAGUUUACACUGUCAAAUGCACAACCAUGCGGUCCUGAUGCAAUUGCGUGCAGUUUCUGACAUUAAGGCGACGAGUCAUGUUGUACUGUAAAUGUACCAUUUCUCCGCACUCAAUUAGCCCGCUUAUGUAAUAAUUACUACGUUUAUGCGGUAAUUUCCGUUGAUUCGACGAAAACACAGUGGUUUUUUUUCACUUCCAUUAUCGGAUUUGCGUAGCACUUGACAUGCGUAGAGUGCACUCGAGAUACGUAACAAGGACAUGUAUGGUACAUAGGAUGUUAGAUAGUCGUAUUUGGGGAGAGAUUAUAAUACUUGUAUGACUCUAGGGAACAAAGUUUAUGGUUGAGGGAUCUUUGGAUUCAGAGAUUAGCACUGUGCAGUCAAAAAAUCUAAAAUGUCUCUGCACUGUGCAGUUGUAGAAACCAUAAUGUCGAUGCACUGUGCAGUCAAAAAGCAAAAAAAUUUUUUCGCACUGUGCAAUCAAAAAAACGAACUAAAAUUUUGAUUUUCAGCUUCAUCCAGCGAAUCGCGUCAAGCCCACCUUCCAUAUCAACUCCCGGGCGCUUACAACCUCGUGGCGGACAAGUUGGAUCCCAAAGUCCUCGAGAUGGAGUUGGCCGGCCAGUUGCCGGUCCAAGAGAAGCCCGAACCCGACAACGACACGCCGCUAAUGUCGCCCGUCUUCGAGGGCGUGGAGCCGCCGCCGGUCCCCCGGCGACAGGUCUGCUGGUGUUGUCGGGCCUACGUCUGCCACUAUCAGCGUUGCCCCUGCUCUAAGUUUAUGUUGUAA
Molecule: messenger RNA, 3462 nt
Organism: Bursaphelenchus xylophilus (pine wood nematode)
Lineage: Eukaryota; Metazoa; Nematoda; Chromadorea; Rhabditida; Aphelenchoididae
Source: the annotation of a GenBank genome assembly